This is a messenger RNA of Guillardia theta CCMP2712, 1203 nucleotides long. RefSeq lists its product as hypothetical. Bases 1 to 1203 code for a protein of 400 amino acids. Gene Ontology annotation, molecular function: double-stranded telomeric DNA binding. The transcript is spliced from 4 exons. The record is from RefSeq and is a predicted model, not a curated record. Lineage: Eukaryota; Cryptophyceae; Pyrenomonadales; Geminigeraceae.
AUGCAAAAUGAUCAGCAACGGCAUUCGAACAAAACAAAGAACAGAAAAUGGACGGAAAGAGAGAAUGAGGCUCUUCGACAGGGUAUUCUUCAGUUCGGUGCCGGCAAAUGGAAGAAGAUCAAAGAUAAGGCAGGUACUGUUCUUGACAAUCGAAGUAAUGUGGACCUGAAAGAUCGGUAUCGGAAUAUGCAAUCUGUCAGGGACAGAAUCUUGAUGCUGAUGGGUGCCAUCCCAGGAGAGCAUGUUCAGAACUGCUUGAUUGCUCCGGAUCUUGAAGAAGUAAGAAAAUGUCAGAAUGACAAUGUGGAGCAUUUAAAUUGGGAGCUCCUCCCUAAUAUUGAACGGAAGUUGAAAGCUCUCCAAGAAUCAGAGCACAAACGCGUUGCUUUCAAGAAUGUUGCAUCUCAACAGAACAAGAACGCACAGGCUGUUUUUACAACUACCCAUCCUCGCAUUGAUCCGGAAAGACAUGCAAGCCCUGGGUGCAUGAGACUCACGGGAGGCGGAUUAAGCUCAAAACUCCCUCGUUAUUGCAAAGACACUCAGUCUAAGGCAGCAGACGAAGCAAAACUUGUGGAGGAAGUGGAUGAGCCGGAUAAGCGGUCGGCAAAGAAAAGAGAAUGGAUAGACGAAAAGGUCUUCAUGUCCCCAGCAGUAGAGCAACAACCUUUGGAGACCUUGCAGCAUCUCGCUCGGGACUAUCCAUGCAAGGCAAGACUCUCCGACAUCCAUCAGCUAAGCUCAAGUCCGAAGACUAACGACAUGGGAGAGCCCAUAGUGCAAUAUUCGGCAAACUUUGCCGCACAAUGCUCGAGUGAAUCGAGUAGUGAGGAUGAAGAAGUGGAAUUGAUAUCUGCGGAUAUCCCAGCUACCAGUGAAAAAGGUCACAACAGUACAAGUUCUUCAGGCGCACGAGGGAACAAGCCAGAGAGAUUCUACUGCGGUUACAUUCACGACUUGGUGCUGUAUGCUGGAAAUAGUUGCACGAGCACAAGACAGGUCAGGUCUUGGCUUCUCUCGCAUCCUCACCUCUGUCCCGUAGACAGCUUCCAGGACUGUGACAUCGAUCACAUCAUCCCCAGAAGCCUUGGCGGCCAUGACCACCCAUACAACUACUACAUCAUGCCAAAGAGCAUGAAUCAAAAAUUCAACAAAUGGAUGACGAAAGAGGUUCAGAUAAAUUCUUACAUCUCCACCGAUUGA